Molecule: messenger RNA, 11626 nt
Organism: Linum trigynum
Lineage: Eukaryota; Viridiplantae; Streptophyta; Magnoliopsida; Malpighiales; Linaceae
Source: the annotation of a GenBank genome assembly
CUCAUCUUAAGAAACAUGAUACAAUUGCUUUGCUCAAAGAAUACAUUACUCCUACACAAAAAAUAUUUUUACAAUAAUCAACCAUGAAAGGGUCAUCGUCUAGAAUUUUCGUUCUUCCUCUACUAAUACUCCUUCUCAUUGCUGGUAAUUUUUAACUAUUUCGGUCUAGCAUAAUUAUUCAUUUUAUUUAUCAUUUUAUCGUCGAUAAAUGAGUUGUAUUGGUUCGCCAAAAUUUUACUUUCAGGUGCAUUUCUAUUUUCUAGUUAUAUUGGUUCAUGGAAUUGGCAAAUGAAAUUUUAUACGACCCUUAAAAACCUAAGAUUCCCCGUUUAUAUAAUAAGGAUAUGAAUUAUCCACCGAAUUUAAAUUUAUAAGUUGUAUUACCGUAAGUCGUACCAUACACAAAUAGCUCAUGUAAUGCUACAUGAAUUUAGAUUUUAAUUUCCUUGUUACACUAACACUAAUAUGUUUUUUUUAUUGAUAGUCAAUUAGAGAUGGCUAAUUAACGAGUUGAUAAUCUUUUUUGUUUUGUUUUUGCAAUGAUUAUAAUAUACAGUUCAGAAGGAAGUGAUGGGAGAGCAGAUAAAUAAAAAAGUGUGCAAGGUCGGGCUUAUCCCUCCUGCUAAACAAGGAACUUUGGGGUGUGAAGCUUUAAACUGUGACUCUCUAUGUAAAGAGACUUACGGACAACCAACCAUUGGAUUGUGUUAUUUUAUUGUCUAUUGUGCAUGUUACAAGCCUUGUUAAAAAAUUUCACUAUUGAAAUCAUGAUGUGAUGAUCAGUUAUAUAAGGCCAUUAUAUUUUUUUAUAAUUAAUAAUAUUUGAUUUAUGAGUUCUUUUAUAAACAAAAUCAAUCAAUUUGAUAUACUUUCGUAAUUUUUCCUUUUGGUUUCUAGUGUUACAAUUACAAAGUCGUUGUCUGCAGCUUCCUUACAAUUUCUAUGGUAAGUAUUUGAAACUCCUAUGAAAUGUCCACACAAUUGAUGUCCACAAACUUUAAGUCUCCGACCGAUUAUAUUUCUCCCCAUGAAGAUACUUGACCUCAGCAAUCGACUUUUUCCCCAUGCUAAUUACGAUGUUGUUUCUUCGAAAAGGCAUCCAUCCACGGUUACUUGGCUACUAUUUCAACCAAAACGAAAUUUCUUUCUUUUCGUUGAAUACCAAAAACUAAAUUUCUAAGUGAAUUGAGUAAAAUUAUUUAUAAUUUUGAUAAGUAGGGUAAACAUGAGAAGAACUAUGAUGGAUCGGGUGAAGAAGAAUACUCGUAUCAAUCUCAUCCUUACAUACUAGCUUCGACCCGGCCAGUUGGCCGGAAUACAUUUAGGACCACGUGGGCAGAAAUUACAAAUGAAAGGUAAAAAAACAAAAACAAAAAGUUAAUGUAAUUACGGCUGGUUUAUCUCCACAUAAAUACGUGCAGUAGUUGGAUUUCGGGUGCUUUGGGCUUUAUAGCUGGCCCAACUAAAUAGUUAUCUCGUGGGCUGGGACAUGAGUUAGAUUAAAUUAACCAGUAUCAUUUGGGCGGGAAACAGAAAAUUAAGAUAUUGAGAUGAACUAAUAUACCCUUCCGGAAAGGCUAAAUUACAUGUUAAGUCACUCAAAUUACAUAAAUCUUUCACGUUUGCCACCCAAAUUAUUUUUCUCUCUUAUUCGCCACUAACUUUACAAAACGUUACAUCGUUAGUCACCGGCCAUUAGUCUCCGUCAGAUUCCGUUAACUCCGUUAGUUUUUUGAUGACGUGGCAAACAAAAAUGCUGACUGUAAGAUAACUUGUGACAUUUUCAUUUAAAAAAAAUUAAAAAAAAAUAAUUAGACAAAACUUAGGCGAGUUCCCAAUGGAUACGUCUGUCGCCUCCUCGCCGGAGCUUGGUGUCUAAGAUACAGUCGAGCACAAUCCUCCGUAACUUUCUCUUGUUUCCAGUUGAAACUCCGGUUCCUGACAGAAUCUUGAAAUUUGUUUAUGUUUCUCGUCCAGUCGAUCGAGUUGCUUGCUCCGUCAAUGGCAGAUUCACUCAGAUUUCUAGGGUUUUCGAUUGAACCAAUCUUGUCGAAUUUGACGAGCAUUGAGCUCGUGUGUUCGAUUUUGGACCAGAAUUGCCGAUUUUUAAUGGAGUAAGUGAGAUUGUCAUCUGGAUUUUUCCUCUCCCGAAGAAAUAUCGGAGGCGACGAGCUAGAUGGAGUCAUCGGAGAAAGAAACCGACUUGUCUCAAGACGAUACAGGCGCAAUGGGGGAGGAGACACACGAGGACGACGACACAAUACUCUCCUACCAGACCUUGGUGAAUUUCAUGCCCUUUGUCGGCUAGCUAUUCGUCUUACAGGACGCUGCUAACGAGUUUUACUGCUACUUCGUCGCCACCGCACCCACAGAAAAGACGGCAUCGGCAGGGGAGUAAUCACACGAUCUUUCACCUGGCACCGUGGCACUUAUCCUCAAACGAAACACUUAGAGGAGAGUGGCGGUAGAGGAGGCGGAGGGAAAAUGCAGCGGAACCACAACCCAGGAUUCCUUGCUGCUCUCUUUGUUCCGCCUGAGGAUAGGUAAAGGGAAGAAGACGAGGGAGGGGAUGGUGGGCCACUCCUCUACUAUUUUGUUUAAUUACCUUUUUUAAUUUUUAAUUUUUUAAAUGGAUCUGUCAUAAGUUAACGGUACAGUCAGAAUUUCUGUUUGCCACGUCAUCAAAAAAUUAACGAAGUUAACAGACUCGGACGGAGACUAACGGCCGGUGACUAACGGUGUAACAUUUUGUAAAGUUAGUGGUGAAUAAGAAAGAAAAGUAAUUCGGGUAGCAAACGUGAAAGAUUUAUGUAAUUUGAGUGACCAAACGUGUAAUUUAGCCCUUCUGGAAAUUAAGGGGAGGCCAGGAAAAUUUGAAUACUGGAAAUCCUAUAAAACUCCAACAUUAUAUAUUCUUUUGAUUAAACAUAUAUUACCCAUUCAAAACAAGUCUAACAAAUCAUAUAAAAUGUGCAAAGUCUAAAUUAUCAUCUUUUGGGAGAAUUGAGAAUUGUCACGCUGCAAGUCAAUGAUGAUAGUGUAUUACCAUACCAUUUCAGAACAAUGGUUUAUGUUUUUCUAUUGAAAGGAUAGUAAUUAAUAUUAAUUCAUGAAAGGAAAAAAUAGAAUAAGAAAAAAAAUUAUUUCAAAAAAAUAUAAAUAAUAAAGUUUGCCACCAUAUAAGCCCAAACUCAAAAGCGUCCCCAACCUUAAUUCCAUCCCAUCAGAUCCCAAAUUUCCUCUCUUCCCAAGAUUCACAGUCUAAUUGUUUACACCCAAAAAAUAAUCUUGUACCACAUUGAUUAUUUACAAGGCAUUAACUGUCUUUAUAAGUCUUCAAGAAGGAGUUAGUCCCAUCGCGAGUUGGGUAGCCCGACGUGGUCGUGAGAUCUAGACCGCGUUGGCGUCAAGUUUAGAGCCUGACGUGGUCACGAGAUCUAGACCGCGUUGGCUUCAAAUUUAGAUCUCGACGUGGUCGUGAGAUGUAGACCGCGUUUGCGUCAAGUUUAGAGCCCGACGUAGUCACGAGAUCUAGACCGCGUUGGCAUCAAAAUUAGAGCCCGAAGUGGUCUUGAGAUCUAGACCGCGUUGGCGUCUAAUUUAGAGCCCGACGUGGUCGCGAGAUCUAGACCACAUCGGUGAGACUAGACCAUGUCCAAGAUCUGAACUAACAAGUUGGAAGUAAGAAAGCAAGCCAUGUGGGAGAGACAAGUAACAAGAUGACAGUUCCAAGAUAAAGAGCAAGCAGUUAACAGAACAACUACCGAUUAUCCCAUGUACAAUGACCCGUCAGCCAUGUCCGAGAAAGAAGCGGAGCAGUUCUUUUUGAAAGUUACUCUAGGACAGUUUUCUACGACGGUUAUCAUCUCAAGCCUAUAAAUAGGAGGAGGAGUUGACAAAGGAAGGGGUCGCAAAAAUUACCAUUUGACACCACUUGUCAAGUUUAUCUUUCCUCUGCAAUUUCCAUUGGUAGUCGUAGAUCUGGAGCUCUCUCAGAACCUCCAUAGGAGUAAGAGUAACUUAAUGUAGAUCUGUCUCAAGAGUCGUGUAAACAUCGAACACCCUCCUUCGAACUGUGUUUGAAGAGGUGUGAACCGUGUUUCGUGAUCGUUGUCCAAAGAAGACAAGGUGCAUCUAGUUCUCAUUCAACGCAAGUUUUCUCACCGGAAAACACUAAUUAUCGAUGGCCCAAACGACGCCGAACCACACUCAGACGGUUCCCGAUUGGGCAGCUCGCGAUUCCUCGUGCGAGAUAGCUACUUACACUUUCAAACGCCAGUCAGUUUUCCCGACCCUUACUCUCUCUAUAAUUAUUUUCUAUAUAUUUCACUAAAAGCUCUGUUUUCUUCCCUAAACUCCUCAGAUGCUCAAUUAACUACUUCCAUUAGCCUUUCAAAUGAUUGGUUUUAACAAAAAAAACUAACCGUGUAUCCUAUUGUUCCCGGGUAGGUAUAUAAAAUUAUGAAGUAUGCAGAGUUGAUUAUCUUAUUGCUAGAAAGCGAAUUUGAGCCAGACUAUAACAAAUUAUCUUAUUGCUAGAAAGCGAAUUUGAGCCAGACUAUAACAACUAUGGUUCAUAAAAUGGGAAUGCAUUAGGAUGAAUACUAGUUUUUUAGGGCUCAAGAUAGGGUGCAUAACCCGCACUCAUUAAUAAUCUAAUCUGGACCUUUCAUUUAGAAAAUCCAGAUCUAAGGAUUGAGAAUUAAAGACCAUUUUUAUUUUUCCUAGCUUUCUUAAUCGACUCAUAUAUUUUCCGUUUUAACUCGGAUUUUAAUUUUUUUUGCACAGAUGGAACGAGUUCAUCGUGCUCUACAAAAUAAGAUCAAUUUUCAAUAUUUUUUUAGGAAAAAAAUUCUGACCUCUCGGUACCAACCGCAUAUCAUAUGGUAUUUUCUUCGUUUUUAAUUCGUUUUUAAAAAUGUUUGCACAUAAGGGACGAGUUCAUCUUGAUCUAUUGGAUCUACAAAUUUUUGGGUGAAUAAAUUACAGGACCAAAAAAUACCACACAAUACCAUACAAUACCACACUGGUACAGGGUGGUAUCUUGUGGUACACAAUGUUAAAAGUCGUAAAUGACCGUUAAUAUACUUCUAUUAUUAUGUAUUCAACCAUCCUAGAGUCUUGGUUUGUUCAUACCACCAUGGUACGCUUUUCAAACCAUAUGUAUGCUCUUAUUUCAAUACCAGUCAAUACCAUAUGGUAUAGACUGGUAAAAAAUGGCAUAAUUUUUUGUUCGAAAAAUAUAUCAAAAUGGAUAUCAUUUUCAGGAGCACAAUUAAUCUGAUCUAACUGUGCAAUAAAUUUAAAUUUUGACUUAAAACGAGUGAGAAAUCGUCCGUCAAAGAUUAAGGAGGGGAAAAUUAAAAGCUUUCCAGGAGAGAGAGAGAGAGAGAGAGAGAGAGAUGCUGAUGUCAUGGUGAUGUGGAUGGGUUACUCAUUGUUACUCACCACAAAGUUACUAACCUGAUCCGUUCCCGUUUUUUAAUAACCAUCAAGGCUAUCUACAUCUAAACCGUUCAUUAGCUCUAUUUUUUCCUUUUUUUUUAAAAUGACGGUCUUGAUUAAAUUAAGGAUAGUUUGGGAAUCAAAAUAAUAUCACACAAGAUUAUUACCUAUAUUUAUAACUUACCUUCCCCAAAUCUACGUCUACCCUCACCUCCUUCCCACCUCCCCUCCCGCUGGGCGCCUCCCACCUCACCCUCCUCUCCCGCCGGGGCUGCCUCUCCCUCACCCUCCCUCACUCCCCACCCCAUCUACCAUCCCACGACCCUCCCUUCUCCCUUCUCUCUCUCUCUCUCUCUCUCUCUCUCUCUCUCUCUCUCUCUCUCUCUCUCUCUCUCUAACAGCCAGAAGGAGCCGAUGGGAUCGCCGAGGUCGUGAAAGCAAUCGCCAGUGUUGGUCAUCCUUUUAUCUCCGACCCUCUCGUCUCAAUGGUAUUGUUUUUGUCACAUUGGUAUUGAUUUUGUUGUAUUGGUAUUGUUUUUGUCGCAUUGGUAUUGAUUAUCAUGUAAUGGUAUUAAUUUGCAUGUAUUGGUAUUGAUUAAAUAUGCAAUUGUAUUGAUUUUUUGUGAAAUGGUAUAGAUUUAUAUUGGUAGAUUGUUUAUAUAGGUAAAUUAUUUAUGCAAUGGUAUUGAUGUUUUUCAAAGUGGUAGUGUUUGUCUAAUGGAUUGGUAGUGAUUUCAUGUUUUUUUUUAUUUUGCAGAAAGAUUGAGAAAAUAAGGAAAGAGGAUCUAGCUGGAGAUUACAGAAGUGAGAGAAAGAGAAAGAGAGAGAAUUAUAAUUAAUAGAUUUUUGUAACUACCUAAAAUUUAAUUUAUUAAAAAAAAAUUAUUUUCCAUACCCAAUUUACCCUUAGUAACCAUGGUGAUUACUCACUGUAACCUGUCCCCAUAAGAUGUGAACCACAAGAGUGGAAGAGGUAUUUAACUGCUUAAAAUUUUCAAUCUCCACUAUUUGAUUGGGGUUUGAUUAUGGGCAUGUUAGGCAUGAGAUUACGGGAAUAAUUACCAAGGUGGGUAAGAAAGUGGAGAAUUUCAAGGUUGGAGACCGAGCUGGAAUUGGGUGUCUUGCUGCUUCAUGUCUGGAAUGUGAUGGUUGUAAGAGCUCCAAAGAAAAUUAUUGCGACCAGUUUCAGUUUACUUAUAAUGGCAUCUUUUGGGAUGGCAACAUUAAUUAUGGUGGUUACUCCAUAAUGAUCGUCGCUGACUACAGGUAAAAAUGCUAAUUUUUAUGUUUACCCUAAGUGGGUGACCUUGUAUUUUCAUCCCAGUACAUUGCGAAAAUCGAAACUUAUCGUUGUUAGCAAAAGUAUAAUUAAAAAAGGGGAUAUGUUACAGUAAAAAAUCCAUUAUAUUUGUAGAAUUACAAAACUAAAUAUAAUGAAAUAACACCAAAUCGGCAUUUGGGCUGACAAAUUCAAGAAAUAACACCACAAAAGACCACUAAGUCUAGAAAGCAAACCACAAUUUCACCACACCACAAAUUUAUAAAAGAACGCCACAAGUUUAUGAAAGCAUACCACAAGUCUCAUAAUAUAGACCACAAAUCUAUAAAAGCACAUCACAAGUCUCUUGAAGCAUACCAAAAGUCACAUUAAGAAGGUCACAAGUUUCAUAAAGGAUACCACAAGUUUAUUAAAGAAUACCACAAUCCCCCCUAAUACAGACGACAAGUCAACAUAUAAGAAAAAAAUUUAAGUACUAAAAUAUAAUUUUCCAUCAAUAUUUUUAGUACUAAUGUGUAAAAAAAAUAAUUUUAGAAAAGCACCCAAAUCUGAUGAAGGAACCGCGGAAUCAACGCUUUCUAUCAUUCGUUGAAAAACAGCACCGAGAAUAGAAUAAAAAAAUCUGAUAGAUCAUACAACAUGCAUCAUUCUAAGGAGCGGAAUUAAAGGAAGUCCAUUACUGAGACAUUAAAUAUUAAGAUUUAUUAAGGUUAUGUACUAAAACUGUAAUUUGUAUGUAAAACUCCAAGGAACGUAGGGGAAGGGGGAAGAGCAGUUACCAUAAUAACGUUAUUAAAAAGAGUUAAUAUUGUUUCUAACACCACCCUAUCUCCUCUCGAUCCGUAACAGGCUAUAAACCAAGCAUAUAAAAAGGGGAGCGGAUCAGGUCAGUAACCUUAGGAUGAGUAACCCGUCCACAUCAGCAUCCCUCUCCCUUAUGGAAAGCCUUUUAUAUUUUUCCCUUUAAUUUUUAAUAGAUGAUUUCUCUCUCGUUUUAAGUUAGAAUUUAAAUUUUUUUGCACAGAUAAAUCAGAUUAAUUGUGCUCUUUAAAAUGAUAUACACUUUGAUAUAUUUUCAGAACAAAAAAAAUUGAGGUAAUUUUUACCAGCCAAUACCAUAUGGUAUUAAAUAGGAGCAAACCAUAUGGUAAGAAAGCGUACCUUGAUGGUAUGAACAUACCAAGACUGUAUGAAGGUUGAAUACAUGAUAGUAGGAGUAUACUAACCGUUAUUUACGACUUUCAUCAUUGUUUACCACAAGUUACCACCCCCAUACCAGAGUGGUAAAGUAUGAUAGUUUUUAGUCCUGUAUUUUUUUCACCCAGAAAUUUGUAGAACCAAUAGAUCAUGAUGAACUCAUUCAUUCUGAGCAAAUAAUUUCAAAAAUGACUUAAAAACGAAAAAGUUACCAUUUGGUAUGGAGUUGGUAACGGGAGCUAUGAAAAAAAUUCUCAAUUUUUUUUUAAAUUGAUCUCAUUUUGUAGAACACAAGAACUCGUUUCAUCUAUGCAAAAAAAAUUGAAAUCUGAACUAGAACGAAGAAGAUAAAAGUCGACUAAGAAAACUAGGGAAAAUAAAAUACAUUUAAUUCACAACCCGUAGAUCUAUAUUUGUGGUCCACUUAAAUCUAAAGGUCCAUAUUUAGUUACUCAUACGUAAGUAAAACUUACAGUAUUUUAAGCCUAUAAAAAGGGAAGAGAAAAAUUACCAGGCCGCCCAUCUUAAUACUCUUCUUUGUCAGUGUGUUUUAAUUGGCCAUUAGAUUUAUUGCAUGGUCAUAUAAUGUAAUUUUGUAGGACUUCAUAGAUUUGGAUUUUGUGUUCUUUCCUUUCCUGUAAAAGAAAUUAAUUCCUAACCAUAGUUAUCAUGCUGGUGGUCGCCAUGCAACAGGAACCGGUUACAAAACUGUCUUGAAUGCCCUCGGUUUAGCUGGCUUGAUCAAUUUUUUUUACUUAUAAACAAAAUGGCGUUGUUUUGGUGAGUUUAAUUAACAAAAACAAUUGAUUUGUUUCUUGAAUUUGAAAGUUGCAUGUGGAUAUUAUUUGUUGGAUUCAAAUUAUGAAUUGCUUAGAUAUUUAUGUUAUUUGUUGGAUUCAAAAGUACACUUUUGGAUGUUGGAGUUAAAUGUUCCAUUUAGAUAUGAGGAUUUUUUAUUUUGUAUUAAUCUUUUUAUUUAACUAUCGAAGUAGAUAUUAGAGAGGUUGUCUGGAAUAAGCAAACGACGACACUAAUUUACACAAGAAUAAACAUAAAUUCUCAUACGUUAAGAUGAUAAAAACAUAUAAAUCCAUUAUUUUUUGAACUGUUACUUACACAUAAGUCGUGACUGCCAGAUAAAAAAAAAGGUAUGUAGUGCAUGCGCCGGACAACCUUCCGAUGGAUGCUGCAACUCCAUUGUUGUGUGCGGGAAUCACUGUAUUCACGCCUUUAACACUCUGUUUCCGACGGAGAGAAGGAAAAUGGAGGGGAGAGAAAAUUUAAAGGGGAGAGAAAAGGAGGGAAGAGAAAAUUUAGAAAGGAGGGAUAAUGUUGUUUUAUGGAGGAAAAGUGGGAAGAAAAAGUAUAUUGGGAAGUGUGAUAGAUUUGUUACUUUAUUGGUUAUGUGAUAGUAAAAUAAUAGAUAAAUAUAUUUGUAUGACCCAAACUUUUCACAAAUUAAACAUUAUAACCAAUCUUUUCGAUCGGUAACAUCAUAGCCUCAACUAUGCAUCAAAGUUACGAAAUUGGCCAAAAUAAAAAAUAUAAAUGGUAAUAGGUGGAAAAAUAGGGUGGUGAAGGGGAAAAUCGAAAAACGACGUAAUUCACAAACUAAAAAGAAAAUGAUGCUAUGAGCCCAAAAGUCUUGUUACGAGUCAAUUCGGUGGAUUUCUUUUUCAGGGGGUUGUGUAUCGGCAGGUACACUCUCAAGCGCAUGUAAUCAUCUCACAUUGUUCCCGCACCAUUAUCAAACCAGUCAAGCCCCUCAAGGUGCGAUGCAAUUUUCUAAGCCAUCUUCUGGGUCCUCAAUUCAGCUGGUAAACCCUCAACCCUUAUCCACAUAUCUGGUUUAUGCUUUUGAAUCGUUGUGCUCGCCUUAAACACUAUAAGUGAAUUCUCAUAAUGCCAAGGGCCCCCAUAACAUAUCUUAUUCAUAUCAUCCAUGUCCAGAAAUUGAAAGGCAAACAGCAUGCCCCCAAGUUCCGUGAUCUGGAAACCCUUUUUCAGCUUCCAGGCUUUUGACAAUGCAAUUUUCAUUGACUUCGUGUUAGGUUCUUUUUCAGCUAACAGGCGUCCGAUCAGCCCCAACCUACGCACUGCUUCCAUGCGCAGAUCAACAUCCGAGUCCUCUACCUCCAAUGGUUCAUCAUCUUCAUCGUCCAGAGUUAUCUGAUUUAACUGAUUUUCUAGCUCCAUGGUUGUCUGUCGUUCCUUACUCGUGGCAAUGUCUUCGAUAGCUUCUUUUCUGGCCUCCAUACUGUAACAAAUCAAUCUCGUCACCCCUGAAACAGGACAACACUUUCUGUUCUGCUGGCUUGUACAAAAACCUAAGGGUUUCUUGCACUAGGGUUUUUCUCUCGCACAAACUAUUGCUCUUCACACAAAGCGGUCAAUCGAGUGCAAAGUCUUCUCUCCUUAAAUAGAGGAUGCUCACUACACUUGUAUCGCAAAACUGAUUCAGAACGGAAACAAAUUCCUUCUUCAACGAGGGAAGUUGACACCGAUAAAACCCUAGGGUUUCCGCCGCCUUAGACUCUCUCUAAACGAGAGAGCUUCAUUUUCUGUGUCGAGGGUACUUAUUUCAUAAUUUAUAAUACUUAAAUUACUAAAUUAGAGCGCCAAUAAAACCAAGAUCGACAAAAAAAAAACCAAGAUCGCAUAAUUAAAUUCACGACAUCACGACCAACAAAAAAGAAAAAAACACUAAUCUGUGUGCAAAAGAAAACAAACAACAACAACACGUAACCACAAUCUAUAUAAUACGAGUUCUAAAAUCUCAAUUUAGAAAUACUAUGACUCAUGUUUCAAACGUAACGAAUGUGCUAAUAGUAGAACAAGUACCACUUUAUACACCCAAAAACAAAUAAGAAAGAAUAUAACAAUACAACACAAUAUAAAAAUACCAAAUAAAGCGUCCCGCCCAAUGGGCGGGCAAAAAACUAGUCAAGUGUUAUAAACUUUGUAUAUAUCUUAUUAGUAAUGCAAGAGUUAAUAACAUAUGGAAGUUCAAAUUUUUGAACCACUUUUGCUAGAUUUAGAUUGCCAUAAAAAUGGAUUUUUUAUUUUAUUCCAACGAUUUACUAUCCUAAUAUAUAUUUAACCAUAUAAUAAUUCCUCCAAAAGAGAAAAAGCCUUUCAUAUUGAUAAGAUAAAAAACUAAGAAAUCAUAUAUUUUUUUAAUAAAUUCAACCUUAUCCUUUCCAAGAAUCAAUUUUUCUCUCACUUAUAACUUCUUAUAAAUAUCUGAAUGUUACUGUCCAAAACCAAUCUCAACUUAAGAAACACGAUACAAUUGCUUUGCUCAAAGAAGAAUACAUUACUCCUACACAAAAAAAAAAGAUAAAUAAAUAAAUUACACUAAUCAACCAUGAAAGGGUCAUCGUCUAGAAUUCUCGUUCUUCCUCUACUAAUACUCCUUCUCAUUGCUGUUCAGAAGGAAGUGAUGGGAGAGCAGACAAAUAAAAAAGUGUGCAAGGUCGGGCUUAUCCCUCCUGCUAAACAAGGAACUUUGGGGUGUGAAGCUUUAAACUGUGACUCUCUAUGUAAAGAGACUUACGGACAACCAACCAUUGGAUUGUGUUAUUUUAUUGUCUAUUGUGCAUGUUACAAGCCUUGUUAAAAAAUUUCACUAUUGAAAUCAUGAUGUGAUGAUCAGUGAUAUAAGGCCAUUAUUUUUUUUAUAAUUAAUAAUAUUUUAUUUAUGAG